Messenger RNA from Cuscuta campestris, 1011 nucleotides. Lineage: Eukaryota; Viridiplantae; Streptophyta; Magnoliopsida; Solanales; Convolvulaceae. The record is from the annotation of a GenBank genome assembly.
CUGGUAGAGCUAAGGUCCGGGUGCUUCUAGUCAAACCAACCCCAUAGUAGGGUUUCGCCGGCAAGCCAAAUUGAUUCACAUAGAAAGCCAUGGCGCCGACGAAUUCUCCGAACUCCGGCACCGGCUCCGAUGCUGAGAGCACUCCAGCUUCGGAUUUGAAUGCCAAACCCGAUCCAAAUGUCAGUGUCACUUCCGACGCACUGGCCAGCCCUUCCAGCCCGCCCGUCGUCUGCUUGUAUAGAUUCGCGGCAGACUCUUUCGGCGGGGCGUUCAUGGGUUCUAUUUUCGGAUACGGUGCAGGGCUGUUUAAGAAGAAGGGAUUCAAAGGAUCGUUUGCAGAGGCAGGCUCAUCUGCAAAGACAUUUGCAGUGUUGUCUGGAGUACACAGCGUUGUGGUCUGCUUUUUGAAGAGGCUGAGGGGAAAAGACGAUAUAAUUAAUGCUGGAGUAGCUGGGUGUUGCACGGGUCUUGCCCUAAGUUUUCCAGGUGCACCUCAGGCCCUACUGCAAAGCUGCCUCACUUUUGGGGCAUUUUCCUUCAUAAUCGAAGGUCUUAACAAACAGCAGCCCGCCUUAGCACUGUCAUCUUCAUCGGGUCUCAGAGGCAGCCAGCAACCGUUGCCCCUUCCGUUAUCACUCCCUCUCCCAAAUGAGCUUAGGGACUCUUUCUCUUUCUAUUGCCAGUCCCUAAAAAGACAUGGGAAGAACAAUAAUGGCCCUCACUAGUUCAGAUGAUCAAUUGUUAGUUUUCUUGUUUUGUCACUCUUAAAAUCUAGGGAUGGGCAUAUAAGGUUUUAUGCUUCUUUAAAGAACUAAAGAUUGUUUGCUGCUUUUGGGAUGUUUGGAUUUUCCAUAUUUGUUCCACCUUGAUGAGAUUUGUUUAACUCUGUUGAUUCUAUGAAAAUUUCUAUAUAAACAAUAAAUAAUAUAAAGUAAAUUUUCAAAAUGGUUCUUUUCAAUAAGCUAUUUUUCCGAAUUAUAUCUCAAUAAGUAAUAAAUUUGUACGUGGUAU